Lathyrus oleraceus (garden pea) is the source of this 1784-nucleotide messenger RNA. RefSeq names its product RING-H2 finger protein ATL3. The record is from RefSeq and is a predicted model, not a curated record. Lineage: Eukaryota; Viridiplantae; Streptophyta; Magnoliopsida; Fabales; Fabaceae. Gene Ontology annotation, biological process: protein ubiquitination. Bases 350 to 1312 code for a protein of 320 amino acids. Gene Ontology annotation, molecular function: transferase activity. The transcript has a single exon.
UGACUCCAAUGCCAUCACCUUCUUCCUUCUAAGGUUCAUACAAGUCCAAGUCUUUAGUCCAACCUUGAGGUUCAACUUCAACCUUAUUCUUCUUAUUCCUUCACAAUCUUUCUCUUUAUCUACUACCAAAUUUCUCUAACCCAAUUCACAAUGCAAACUCAAAUUUUCACUUUCUUUCCACGUUGAAAUUUCACACCAUUCUCUCAAUUUCCCUUCAAAAUUAGAAACUUUACACUCAUUUUGCAUCUGGUUUUUUUUCAUUCUUGUUUAAAUUCAAUUGGGGUGUGCUUAAAUUUGCACAUAAACCGUAAAGUUUCUACCUUUAUUCAAAUUUUCAGAGGUAACAAACAUGGGUGCAACAGCAACACCAGGGUCAAGUGACAGAUUGACUGAUUCUGAUCCAAUUGAACUUACAGGAAAAAUCAUGGUGGUGGCUAUAAUUUUCCUGUUUGUAGUUGUUAUGUUUGUUCUAAUGCUUCAUUUAUAUGCUAAGUGGUUCUGGUGGCGUUUUGAGGAGAGAGCAUCUCCUCAACCAAGAAACCGCCGUCGCAGACGGCGGUUUCAAUUUGCUCCUGGUCAAGAUCCUGUCAUCUAUGGAAGUGGAACUCAUCAAAUUGGACUUGAAGUUUCAAUUCUUAAGUCUUUGCCUGUUUUGGUUUACAAACCUGAAGAAUUCAAAGAUGAUUUGGAAUGUGCUGUUUGUCUUUGUGAUGUUGUUGAAGGAGAAAAAGCAAGACUUUUACCAAAAUGCAAUCAUGGGUUUCAUUUAGAAUGUAUUGAUAUGUGGUUUGAAUCUCAUUCCACUUGUCCUCUUUGUAGGAAUAUAGUUUCUAAUGAAUCCUCUAAACCUAUUAGUACUUCAAAUGCUCAAGAGAUCAAUGUGUUAGUUUCAUCAGAAAGUGAAAAUUUGAGUCCUAUGAAUGGUUUAGAGUCUUCAAAUUUUCCAACAAAUGUUUUGGUUUUUGGUAAUUACCAAACCCAAACCCAAAGACAAGUUAGUUCUAUUGGUGUUUCUUUGGAAGAAGGAAGUUUUCAUCAACAACAAGAACAACAACCUUGUUUAACAUCAUCAUCAUCAUCUUCUUUAGCUAGUGAUAAUACAAUGUUGGUGAUUGAUAUACCAUUACCAAGUGAAUUUGGUUCUUUCUCUUUGUCAUCUUCUGAUAUUAGGUGUGUUGAAGUUGAAGUUGAAGAUGAGAUGAAAUCACCAAUGUCAACAAGAUUGAGGUCAUUUAAGAGGCUUUUAAGUAGGGACAAGAAGUUAAGUCCUUGCGGUCCAAGUUCUAUGGAUGUUGAACAAGGCCAGAGCUAGCAGGGACCUCUAAAACAGUUAUAUUUCGGCUGCAAUUGCGGUUGAGAGAGUAAAUUGAGAGUUAUGCUACUUCCCUUUCAAUCCUUGUGCACAUAAUGGCUAAGGAUGGAUGCUACAUUAAGUGAAUCAUUCAAAGUGUUUAUAUUGUAUAAAUUUAUGACAGAUAGUUUAUUUGAAUAUAAUCGUUAAUUCAAUUCAGUUAGUAGCUGCAUGAAUAUCUAACUGCAACGUUUAGAACGGUAGAUCUCAUGGUUUUAAAUCUGCUACAAUCUAUUAAUGGUGAAAGUUGUGAAAUUCGAAUCAUUCGACCACUUGAAAAAAAACAUGGAUUACAAAAGAAAUGAAUAAAUUAGUGGUUAUUUAAGCAUCAAGAGGGUUGAUAAACUAAUGGUUAAGGUAGAAGAUCUCUCUCUUUUGUUUAGAUUCCCUUUUCACAACUCUAAAAAUCCGACAAAAAAGUUUUCUUAAAUAA